AAGUGAUGUCACACUUGUGAAGAAGAGGCUGAUUGGCUGGUGUGUGUCUGAUGUGUGUGGUUUGUCAAAGGAAACAAACAAACUUGUUGCACAAAGACAGUGAAGAUGGGAGAGAAGCUGCUGCUGCUGCUGCUCGCCGCCAGCGCCGCUCUGGAGAUGAGUGUGAUCGGCAGCCUCCAUCAUGGCCUCCAUCAUGGCCUCCAUCAUGGCCUCCAUCAUGGCCUCCAUCGUGGCCUCCAUCGUGGCCUCCAUCAUGGCCUCCAUCAUGGCCGCUCCAUGCCCGGCUCUCUGUCCAACAUCAGCAGGGACGACCGCAGCCUCCAGCAGGUCGUGCUCGCCGCCGCCUACUCCUUCAACAACCAAUCAAAUGAUGCCUUCCUCUUCAAGCCGUCUGCCAUCCGCCGAGCGCAGCGACAGAUCGUUAAAGGAAUUCGUUACAUCGUCGAUUUGGACCUUUCCAGAACGGUUUGUCGUAAACGAGACGACGACAGCGACUUGUCGAGGUGUCGCUUCCAACCCGAAGGUCGACUACACCAGGUGUUUCAGUGUCACUCCGUCAUUUGGGUGAUUCCCUGGAGACACGAGACAAACAUUCAGAUUUUCUUCUGUAAAUCCAGAAGCUUCCGGAUCCGAUGAACCACGUGGUCACAUGGUCUCACCUGUCCGUCAUCGAGUCAACACUUUGCAAGCAAUAAAAGCUGUUUAAUAAUAA
This is a messenger RNA of Platichthys flesus (European flounder), 712 nucleotides long. Its product is annotated as cystatin-F. Gene Ontology annotation, molecular function: cysteine-type endopeptidase inhibitor activity. NCBI's taxonomy places the organism in Eukaryota, Metazoa, Chordata, Actinopteri, Pleuronectiformes, Pleuronectidae. The record is from RefSeq and is a predicted model, not a curated record. Gene Ontology annotation, cellular component: endoplasmic reticulum; Golgi apparatus; late endosome. The transcript has 4 exons. Gene Ontology annotation, biological process: positive regulation of myelination; negative regulation of microglial cell activation; immune response. The coding region runs from base 106 to 636 and encodes 176 amino acids.